Messenger RNA from Paramecium sonneborni, 1055 nucleotides. The record is from the annotation of a GenBank genome assembly. Lineage: Eukaryota; Ciliophora; Oligohymenophorea; Peniculida; Parameciidae.
AUGAAAACUAAUCAUAUUCGACAUUCAACUAGUAUCAUAAAUCUUAAGAAUCAUAUGAAUUAAGCGCCAAAAAGAUUGGCUCUUAAUGCAACUAGUUUAUCAAGAUAUGUUUCAUAAUUUUUAAGCACUUCAAAGGGAAGAGAUAAAUUUAUGGCAUUAUUAUAAUAUACAUUUGAUUUUUAUCAUAGUUGUACUAAACAUUCAAAUUUACUUUAUGUAUAAUAAUUAGUUUCAUAAAAUGAUUUGAAAUGUUUUGUAGUUGCUGAAAAAUUCAAAGAUGUAAUUAAGAUUAUGAUUAAUGUAGAGUAUUUCCUAAAGUCGUAAAAUAUUUAGACUUUUAUUUUUUUUAGAUGAAAUAAAAGGGAUAUAAAGACUUUUAAAAUAGAAUAAGCCACUCUUAUUUAAAAUAUUAGCUAUUUCUGGACAUUAUUCAAGUUUCAUGUACUAUGUAAGUGAUAACUUUUUAUGGAUAAUUGCAAUUUUAGCUUAGAGGUAUGAUAAUAUGAAUAUAAAAUGUUAGUAAAGUAUUAUAAAAAGAAAUAGAAGCCCGUUGGAAAUAAAGGAAAAAUUCUUUUUCUUAAAUGAGAAUAAUUAUCAACAUUUUGAGAUUAAUAAUAUUAAUAAUAUUUAGAGAAAAGUAAAAAUAAAUAAAUUAAGGAUAGUAAGGAGAAUAGAAUAUUGUUAGAGAUGUCAAAAAUAAUGACUUAAGAGACAUCAAAGAAAUUAUAAAACUCUUUAAUAAAAUUAAGAAGGAAAAGAAGAUUUGAGAUAUUGGAAUUAAUAUUAUCUGUUCUUCGAUUUUUUAUGUUAACAAAAUCUUUAAGAAUGGCAGGUUAUUAAUAUUUAGAUCCAGUAUUUGUGGCUAGUAUUAAAAUAAUAUUAUAAUAAUAAUAGGUUGUGGAUUAGUAUCAUCAGGUAUAGCAUUAUUUAAAGCUAUUUAUGAGAAAAGGAUUUUUAUAUAACUUGAUAAUUCAUCAAAGAUGGAAAGUUAAAUAAAUUAGAAGUUAACAAAAGGAUUUUCUAGUUCUGGUAAAAUGGAUGAUUCGAUUAUUUGA